Molecule: messenger RNA, 2616 nt
Organism: Mus musculus (house mouse)
Lineage: Eukaryota; Metazoa; Chordata; Mammalia; Rodentia; Muridae
Gene: Mybph
Product: myosin binding protein H
Exons: 9
Coding region: 84-1556 (490 amino acids)
Source: RefSeq, a predicted model, not a curated record
AACCUAGCCUGGAGGCCCAGACCUACUGCUGACCCUUAAACACUCCAGCUUGACACACCCCCCCACACACACCAGCUAAAAAAAUGACAGGAAAAGCCACCUCUGAGGCUUCUGUCUCUACUCCAGAGGAGACAGCACCUGAGCCUGCCAAGGUGCCCACUACAGAGCCUUCUGGAGAGGUGGCAGCAUCAGAGUCCACCGGGCAAGAGCAGGCUCCAGAGCCACAGAAGCCUCAGGCACAGGAUCCUGCAGCUCCUGCAGCUUCUGCCAUGCCCGCAGCCACUAAGCCUGAACCUCCGAGUGAAGAUGUCCCCAGUGCCCCACUGCGGCUGACCUUGGAGGAUGUGAGCCACAGCUCCUUGACUGUGAGCUGGGAGCCCCCCGAGAAGCUGGGCAAACUGGGGCUUCAAGGCUAUGUGUUGGAGUUCUGUCGAGAGGGAGCCUCAGAAUGGGUGCCUGUGAAUCCCCGGCCCGUGAUGGUGACCCAGCAGACGGUUCGAAACCUGGCCCUGGGAGACAAGUUCUUCCUGCGUGUGACUGCAGUAAGCUCAGCAGGGGCAGGCCCUCCAGCCGUUCUGGACCAGCCUGUCCACAUCCAAGAGAUCACUGAAGCCCCCAAGAUCCGUGUUCCCCGACACCUUCGUCAGACCUACAUCCGCCAGGUGGGAGAGUCAGUCAACCUGCAAAUCCCCUUCCAGGGGAAGCCCAAGCCACAGGUCUCUUGGACCCACAAUGGCCACGCUCUGGACAACCAGAGAGUUAAUGUGCGCAGCGGGGACCAGGACUCCAUCCUCUUCAUUCGCUCUGCUCAGCGCGCAGACUCAGGCCGCUAUGAGCUCACCGUGCAUCUGGAAGGCUUGGAAGCCAAGGCCAGCAUUGACAUCCUGGUGAUUGAGAAGCCCGGGCCCCCGAGCAGCAUCAAGCUACUGGAUGUCUGGGGUUGCAAUGCUGCCCUCGAGUGGACACCACCCCAGGACACAGGCAACACAGAGCUCCUGGGCUACACAGUACAGAAGGCAGACAAAAGGACAGGGCAAUGGUUCACAGUGUUGGAGCGCUAUCACCCCACCACCUGCACCAUCUCAGACCUCAUCAUUGGCAACUCGUACUCUUUUCGGGUCUUCUCAGAAAACCUGUGUGGCCUCAGUGACUUAGCCACCACCACCAAGGAGCUGGCUCACAUCCACAAGGCAGAUAUUACUGCCAAACCUAGAGAGUUUAUUGAGCGAGACUUCUCAGAAGCGCCCUCGUUCACCCAGCCCCUGGCUGACCAUACCUCCACUCCUGGCUAUAGCACGCAGCUUUUCUGCAGCGUCCGAGCAUCACCUAAGCCCAAGAUCAUCUGGAUGAAAAACAAGAUGGACAUCCAGGGUGACCCCAAGUACCGUGCCGUCUCCGAGCAAGGGGUCUGCACCCUGGAGAUCCGGAAGCCCAGCCCCUUUGAUUCUGGGGUCUACACUUGCAAGGCCAUCAACGUGCUAGGGGAGGCCUCUGUGGAUUGUCGGCUGGAGGUUAAAGGUGGGAGUCGGAAGGGUGCCCUCAGCACCCUGCUGUAGUGGACAGACUGAGUCCCUCUUGGGAGCUGGACUAGAUGUAGUUCAGAGUGAAACUGGAGCAGGAAAAGGGUAGGGAGGGGUCAAGAACUGUUUGUGUGACUUUCUAAGUGGGAAGAUGUUCUUUCUAUUUGGGGACUGGGGUGCUGGAAAUUCUUGACCUCAAACCUCUCCGUUCCCUCCUGUCUUCCCCCAAAGCUCUAACGUGUAGUAUCUCUUACAGCUUCUGCCACACACUAAAGAGCAACAGAGGCAGAGACUGGGACAAGGAGACAGGUGAGUGGCUGGACCUACUCCUUCAGUUACCUCUACUGAGAGUGUGGUGUCAAAGAGAAGAUUGCGAGAGAAGAAUCCACCUCCCAGGCAUAAAAUGUCACUGGAGACAGGGAGGGGAGGGCAGGAAAGCAGUAGGCAGAUCUGGGUACCAUUUUUGUAGCAAAAGACAGAGAGCAUGCAUGUUUAGUUUGGUGAAGACAGUGUAGCACUGGGUCAUGCUGGGGAGGUCCAGAAGGGAUGGGUACUCUGGGUGGUGGUCACAGGUCAGCAUCUGGGCUUGGCUCUGAGUGACUGUAAACAGCAUUCUUUUCCCUCAUUAGGAAAGUAGGGACCCAGUCCUUGCUCUCCCUUCCUCGUUUGGUGGUUCUGAGGCUCUGGGUGAACUAUCAAGUCUCCAGAGCUGCACUGGGCAGAGCCCAGCUUUGGAAAUUGAGCCUGAGGAAGGACUGAGAAGGGUGGAGGUGGUUCUCUACCCGACUCCCCACUAUCUCUUCUAGCAGCUUGGUCACAUACCAGGACGCAGAAGGACACUAUCCACCAAGUCCUGCAGACCUGAGGAUCAGGACCCCAGGAAUCCCCAAGACCAUAGGAACAGCGAAUGGGGCGGGGUCUCUAGUACCUGCAGGCCCCCUCCAUCAGACGCUGGGUCCAGACCCAGGAUCAGGCCUGGCAGGCCCCAGGCCAUACCUUCUGGGUUCAAGAGGGCCCAGAAGGGGCAGAGACUGGCACCCUCUUCAGAGUUGUACACUGUAUGAGAAGUAUUCAAAUAAAGGUGUGUGGUGUUAUA